This is a messenger RNA of Dictyostelium purpureum, 3678 nucleotides long. RefSeq lists its product as uncharacterized. The transcript is spliced from 2 exons. Bases 1 to 3678 code for a protein of 1225 amino acids. Lineage: Eukaryota; Evosea; Eumycetozoa; Dictyosteliales; Dictyosteliaceae. Gene Ontology annotation, cellular component: membrane. The record is from RefSeq and is a predicted model, not a curated record. Gene Ontology annotation, biological process: copper ion homeostasis; monoatomic cation transport. Gene Ontology annotation, molecular function: ATP binding; P-type divalent copper transporter activity; ATP hydrolysis activity.
AUGGCUAUAUCAAUAGAUAAAUGUAAUUGUCAAUGCUCAAAAUGCACAUGUAACGAAUUAUUAAAUAAUUUAACCAAUGGCAACUUUUCUGAAAAAGAAAAAGCUCCUCAAUUAAAACCAGCAACUUGUUGUUCACCAUCAUCAGUAUCAUCAUCCUCAUCGUCACUCUUGGGAAAUGGUGCAAAUCCUUUGUCACCAUGCCAAUGCUCAAAGGGUUCUUGCUAUCAAGUAUUAAGAUUAAUUGAUCACAAGUUCUUUAGAUUCUUUGUCCCACAACUAAAUGAUGAAUCUCAAAUACCAUUUGUUGAAAAUUCAAUUUCACAACUAGAUAAUGUUUUAUCAGUUAAAGCUGAUCACCUUAGCAACACUGUCCAAGUCGAAUGUAAUGCAGAUGGAUAUCUAUUUAAGCUUUUAAAUUGUUUUAAACAAUUAAAUUUAAAUAUUCUCGCAAUUCAAACAAAAGAAUGUCCACAAACCACCAAUGAUGAAAUUAUUAAUGAUGAUACACCAUUAUUAAAUCAAAUUCAAUCACCAGUCUUCUCUAAUGAAACCAAUGAGUUUAAAGAGAGAUCUUUUGAAAUUGAUGGAAUGUUAUGCGAAUUGGGUUGUGCUAAUAUUAUCGAAGCAACAUUAUUGUCAAAUAAGAAUGUUAAAAGUCUCGAAAUUGACUUUAAUAAUAGAGUCUUAAAGAUAUCUGGUGAUCUUACCGAUAGACAAAUUAGAAAAACCAUCGAAAGAUUAGGUUUCAAAUGUAAAAGAAUUAAACAGGUAAAGCAAACUUCAUUAAAAGAAGAGAUUUUAGCUGUUAAGCAAUUACCCCCAAUUUCAUCAAACAGUGACCCAACUAUUAUUGAAAUGGAAGAUAAUGCCAGUGGUAUCAAUAGUAGUGUUGCAAAUGAUGAUUAUAAAGCUUUACAAUCAUCAUCAUCAUCGGCUUCAAAUAAAAAUGAAAUUGAAAUGAUGGAUAUCAAAUGCGAAAACCCACCAAGUUCCGUCGAAAAAGUUUCAAUUGGUGUAUAUGGUAUGACCUGUGCUUCUUGUGUUGGUAUGGUCGAGCAUAGUAUCAAGAGUGUUUCUGGUGUUUUGGAAUGUAAUGUUAAUUUAUUAGCAGAAAGGGCAGAGAUUACUUUUCAUCCAGAGGUUGCUCAAGUUAAAGAUAUUCAAGAGUCAAUCGAAAUAUUGGGUUUUGAAACUAAAUUAAUUCAAGAGUCAAAGCCGGGUUUAUUCUUUGUUAAAAUAAAAGAAUCAUCACAAUUAAGUCAAGUUCAAAUCGAAAAUAUUUUAAAUGAUUUAUCAAUAAUGAAUGGUAUAUUUGAAGUUUCAAAAGAGCAAGAGGGUGAAGAGUCAACUGCUUCCAAAACCAAAAAACAAUCCACAUCAUCAAAAGAUCUCAUUAUCAAGAUUGAAGGUGACUCACUAUUAAUUGGUCCACGUAUUGUAAUCAAGUUUAUAAAAACCAAAUACAAUAUAGAGUCGGAAUUACAUAAUCCAGAUAGUUCAGAUGCAAAAGAUUCUUUAUUAAGAAAAAGAGAGAUCGCAAAAUGGAGAAGAAUAUUUUUAAUUGAUAUUGCUUUUACAGGUCCAUUAAUUAUUAUUGCAAUGAUAUUGGUACCAAUUAAAUCAAUUACAUUCCUUCAUAAAGAGAUUACAGGUGGUUUCCCAGUAGAAGCAUUAAUUGGUUUUAUUUUAGCUACUCCAGUACAGAUAAUUGGUGGUUAUCCAUUUUACAGAGCUGCUUGGGCUGCAUUAAGAAAUUUACAUGGUAACAUGGAUUUAUUGGUCGCUGUAGGUAGUACUGCUGCUUAUGUUUAUUCAAUUAUUUCAAUUAUUCUCGGUAUCGUUAACCCAGAAUAUGAAGGAAUGCACUUUUUCGAAACCUCUGCUAGUUUAAUUACCUUUAUCACCUUAGGUAGAUGGUUAGAAAAUAUUGCUAAAGGCCAUACCUCAUCAGCUAUUGUUAAAUUAAUGAAUUUACAAGCUAAAGAAUCAACUCUUAUUACUUUUGUACCAGGUACUAACCAAAUCGAAUCCGAAGAAGUUAUCCCAUCCAAUCUUAUUCAAUAUGGUGAUCAUUUAAAGGUUGUUCCAGGUGCAUCAAUUCCAACUGAUGGUGUUGUUGUUUAUGGUAAUAGUAGUGUCGAUGAAAGUAUGUUAACUGGUGAAUCAAUCCCUGUUUCUAAAAAGGAAGGUGAUGCAGUUACUGGUGGAACUCUAAAUUUAGAGGGUGUAGUUUAUAUUUGUGCCAAUAAAGUUGGUUCAGAGUCUACUCUUUCACAAAUUAUUGGUUUAGUUCAACAAGCUCAAACAUCAAAAGCCCCAAUUCAAGCUUUAGCAGAUAAAAUUUCAAAAUUCUUUGUUCCAAUUAUCAUUUUAUUAGGUAUUAUUACUUUUGCAAUUUGGUUUGCAAUUACCCAAACCAAUGUAGUUUCCGAAAGUUGGAGACAUAACACUAGUCCAUUUUUAAUUUCUUUCCUCACUGCUAUUAGUGUUGUAGUUAUCGCAUGUCCAUGCGCUUUAGGUUUAGCCACACCAACAGCUGUUAUGGUUGGUACAGGUGUUGGUGCAAGUAUGGGUAUUUUAAUUAAAGGUGGUAAACCAUUAGAAACUGCUCAUAAAGCUACUGCUGUUCUAUUCGAUAAAACUGGUACAAUUACAACAGGUAAAAUGACAGUAACUGACUAUCGUAUCAAUACAAGUGAGGUUCAAUUAUUAUUAGAUGACCAAGUACCAGUUUCAAAUCAAAGUGAUCAUGCCGAUAAAUUCUUUUUCAAAAUUGUAGGUGCCUCCGAAAGCGGUUCAGAACAUCCAAUUGGUAGAGCAAUCGUUACUUAUUGUAGAAAUACUCUUUCAACAAAAGGUGCAGAAACAAACACAGGUGUCGAAAAUUACCAAUUCCCACCAAUUGAGCAAUUUAAAGCUAUCCCAGGUAGAGGUUUAAGUUGUAUUUUAGAUAACAAGAAUGUCAAUGUUGGUAAUCUUUCAUUUAUGAAAGAAAAUGAAAUUAAAGUUGACCCAGAUUUUAUUCAAUCUGCAGAACAAUGGGAAACCAAUGGUAAAACUGUUAUUUAUGUUUCUUUCGAUUCUAAAUUCAUUGGUAUCAUGUCAAUUUCAGAUAUUCCAAGAGAUGACUCAAAAUAUGCAAUUAAAAAGUUAACAUCAAUGGGUUUAAAGUGUUAUAUGGUAACUGGUGAUAAUAGAAGAGCUGCUAAAUACAUUGCAAAUCAAGUUGGUAUUCCUGAAGGUCAAAUCUUUUCUGAAGUUAUUCCAAAAGAAAAGUCAGAUAAAGUUAAAGAGCUUCAAGAUUCAGGAAAUGUAGUUUGUUUUGUUGGUGAUGGUGUAAAUGAUUCACCAGCAUUAUCUCAAGCCGAUGUCGGUAUUUCUGUUGCAACUGGUACUGAUAUUGCUAUUGAAUCAUCAUCAAUUGUUUUAUUAAAAAAUUCACUCACAGAUGUUUAUCGUUCCAUUCAUUUAUCAAGAGUUGUUUUCCGUAGAAUUAGAAUUAACUUUACAUUGGCUUUAAUAUAUAAUCUUUGUGCAGUACCAUUAGCCGCUGGUUUAUUCAGAGUAAUGUUUGGUGUCGCACUUCCACCAAUGGCAGCUGCCGCAGCAAUGGUAGUUUCCUCAUUAUCAGUUUUAUCAUCAUCAUUGUUAUUAAAACUUUAUAGAUCACCAAAAUAA